Molecule: messenger RNA, 1020 nt
Organism: Marchantia polymorpha subsp. ruderalis
Lineage: Eukaryota; Viridiplantae; Streptophyta; Marchantiopsida; Marchantiales; Marchantiaceae
Source: the annotation of a GenBank genome assembly
CUCUUCGCUUCUGGCUUGAUCUCGUCUUCGAUUAAAGGCUCUCGCGACUGUAUGACCAGCGCAUUCGGUGCUGUCGUCGUGAGGCCUGAGAUUGAACAUUCGCCCGAUCUGUACUUCUUCUGUGCUCAGGCUCUCUUGCCGUCUCCUCUCCGUCGCUCUUGCGCUGCGUAUUUCCUGCACCGGAGCAAGUCUCGCGGCUCGAACGUGGUCUUCUGACUGACUGGGGAUCGAUUUAUCCGUCGAUCGCGAAGGAGCAUACGCUAGCUCGAUCGCUGUUGCUGAGAAGAAGUGCCUAUCUCCACUCACGUCUGACCUGCGACUCUCGCUUGCGAAAUGACGACAUCUAGGCGCCUGGCUGACCGAAAGAGUGCCAAGUUCCAGAAAAACAUCCUCAAGAGAGGAGCAGUUCCUGAGACGACAGUGAAGAAGAGCAAUCCAUAUCCUGUUGGACCGAUUGUCCUUGGCUUCUUCAUCUUCGUUGUGAUCGGUUCAGCCAUCUUGCAAAUUUUCAGGACGGCUACAAGUGGUGGACUAGCUUGAGCUACACUAAUUAGCCUUAUGGUGGAAGGCAACCGAAAUUCUCUCUUUUAGUUUUAGCCAAAGCAAGUACGAACCGGGAGAACAAUGGGAGCAAUCACGAGCGGAGUAGCCAUCUACUUGUAUAGAUUUAAGGGCACUCGGUGGACCCAGAGAUCAUAAUUAUCAAUCACAGACCGCCAAGAGCUGGUUGUUUCAAGUUACUUAUUGAAAUUUUAGCAAGCAGCCACUCAGGGUUUAGAAGGUAUCUCGAUUAACUGUUGAUCAGUCGAUGUAACAUGACAAUUGCGAAAGGACAGGUUAUCCUCCUUUUUUAUAGUACUCCCGAUUGACUUCAUCCACUUUUCUCCACACAGCCUUUCGAGAAGUAGUUUCAGGUUGUAAGAGCGUCGCAACCUGGACUUUUGUGUGUGAGAUUAUUCCUCAACGGUCGGGUCGACAGUGGGUACUCUCAACUAGGUUUUGGAAAACAGACGUAAGUUG